AUGGCUCCCUCGACUACGAGCGUGGCAACGAAGGAACAGGUCCUCGUUCCUGAAACACUGCUGAAGAAGCGCAAGGCGCAGGAGAAAUCACGAGAAAAAAGCAUCGCGGAACUUGAGAAGAGAAAGAAGGCCAACAAAGAGAAGCGUGCGGUCAUCUUCAAGCGAGCAGAGUCCUACGUCAAAGAAUAUCGGGAUGCAGAAAGGGAGAAGAUUCGUCUGAACAGACUCAGCAAACAAGAGGGAUCAUUCUUUGUCGAAGCGGAGCCAAAACUCGUGUUUGUCAUUCGGAUCAAGGGCAGUAUCAAUAAGAUCGCACCAAAGCCACGAAAGAUCCUUCAGCUCCUCCGACUCAUUCAGAUCAACAAUGGCGUCUUCAUCCGACUGACAAAGGCCACCUCCGAAAUGCUGACCAUCGUCAAUCCGUACAUUGCGUAUGGGUAUCCCAACCUGAAGUCGGUUCGCGAACUCAUCUACAAGCGUGGCUAUGGAAAGAUCGAUAAGCAACGUAUCCCUCUUACCGACAACCAGCUUAUUGAGGACAACCUCGGUAAAUUCGGCAUUGUCUGCAUGGAGGAUUUAAUCCAUGAAAUCUACACAGUGGGACCCAACUUCAAGCAAGCAAGCAACUUCUUGUGGCCUUUCAAGCUCUCAAAUCCAACUGGCGGGUUCAGAGCCAGAAAGUUCAGGCAUUUCGUUGAGGGAGGUGAUUUGGGCAAUCGAGAGGAUAACAUCAAUGCUUUGAUCAAGCAAAUGAACUGA
Messenger RNA from Endocarpon pusillum Z07020, 759 nucleotides. RefSeq names its product 60S ribosomal protein L7. Gene Ontology annotation, biological process: maturation of LSU-rRNA from tricistronic rRNA transcript (SSU-rRNA, 5.8S rRNA, LSU-rRNA). The record is from RefSeq and is a predicted model, not a curated record. NCBI's taxonomy places the organism in Eukaryota, Fungi, Ascomycota, Eurotiomycetes, Verrucariales, Verrucariaceae. Bases 1 to 759 code for a protein of 252 amino acids. Gene Ontology annotation, cellular component: cytosolic large ribosomal subunit. The transcript has 4 exons. Gene Ontology annotation, molecular function: structural constituent of ribosome; RNA binding.